GUUGUAAAGGAAUUGUCGCGGAUUACAUUCAAUUCUUUCAACUUUAUGUGACGCAACGGGAGAUUAUUAUACAUAAAAAAUUUUUUUAGAUGGCACAGUCGACAGGUUCACCAAAAGAUUUUUUCGGGAUAUUGACAACACAAGCCUUGUUGAAAAUACUAUUUUAUUGUAUAUUAGUACUUGUUAGCUGUGCUAUGUACUUGCUCGUUAGAAGAACUUUAAAUCCAGAACAAGAUAAACAGUCUUUAAGUUUUAUAGCGAUGGAAGCUUUGUUGGUUAUACACGCAUUAGCUGUUAUAAGCAUCGUCAUUUACAUUUUGCUGAAAAAGAAAAUAGAUUUAGGAGAUUUGGAAGGAGGACAAGAGAAAAGUUCGCUAUUGUCACCAGAAAAUUUACCAAAAUGUUCCGUUUACGAAACGUUUCUGGCCACGGCGAAUAAACUUUAAACUGAAUUGUCGUGAUUUUGACAUUUAAUGAAUUCCGGUUAACUUGUUUCUCGUUUUUAAACAUUUUACAGUGAAAGAUAUUGACUUUUGAAAGUUUUAAUUGUAUUUUUUAAAUAUGUUUUUUCUAUCAUGUAUUCCUGUCUU
Messenger RNA from Centruroides sculpturatus (bark scorpion), 590 nucleotides. RefSeq lists its product as uncharacterized. NCBI's taxonomy places the organism in Eukaryota, Metazoa, Arthropoda, Arachnida, Scorpiones, Buthidae. The record is from RefSeq and is a predicted model, not a curated record. The transcript is spliced from 2 exons. The coding region runs from base 90 to 446 and encodes 118 amino acids.